AUGGUCAACAAGGAGGUUGAACUUACCGGUGGCAUUGAACAUUCACAUCCAACUGUACCGUUUGACGGAUUUCUUGUUUCCAUAGCCAGCCCAGCAUGUCGGAAUUUGAAGAUGAUCUUGAUGACCAGCUUCUUGAGCUCGCUGGGGCCAGUGUUCGAUGCUGGUAUCAUAACCCGUCGCCUGGUCUUCCGUACUCCACGACUCUCCGAUACAUCUUUAUGCAUCGCUUUCUGUUCAGAUCCCCCAAAUUUCGUGUACGAACCCGUAAAGUCAAGUGAAAACCUCCGCAAAACAUUCGUAGUUUCCCCAAGGAAAGGCGAACAUGCCCAGUUAGUGUUCAUCACGCCGACAGACCCCACAGCGCCCCUCUGGGACGAGAAAAACAAGCCGAUACAACAACCCAUCAUUGAACGGGUUGGUUCAAAGGAGGCGAGGAAGGAGGUUGCGAGUAUGGCGUUUGGGGAGUAUGGUGCGGACAUUGUGCAGUUGGAGAUUACGCCGGUUAAUGGACCGUUUGAUUCGUUUAUGAGGAGGAAUUUUGAAGAGUUUAAGGGGUGGAGAGCGGUAUGGGAGAAGGUUUGGGAGAUUUGGAGGGCUGAGUGGGAGUUGAAAACGUUGAAAGCGAAGAAGGCUUCAAGAAUAAGUACAGUAAGUGAUCACACAAGCCUGAGUGCGAUUCUACUACUCAGCCUCAUCUAUCACCCAAUAUUUGGCGGAAUGGCUAGCGCUAAUGCCAUUGUCCAGACUAAUCAUCAUGAAGGCAUCUUAGAUUUUUCAAAGUCCUUCUCCUCACGUCGAGAAGCGACAUUGGCUAACGGCCUACCACGUGAACUCCUCGCGUGCAUUUUCGAGACGGCACAGAACAUGUUGCUCCCAUCGGGACGCUUAUUCCGCCGUUUUCCUUUCAUUCUUGGAGGCGUAUCGUGGUAUUGGCGCAAAGUGGCUUUUACAGAACCGAAGCUGUGGUUGAAUGUGGAUAUCUCGCAUCCUCGGAAUUUGACCGCUUUACAAGGGUACCUUGCCAGGUCCAAGCGCUACCCUAUCGAUUUGAACUUGUUUUAUGACAACGCCCUUUCGGCAGACGUGAUUUUUGUCAAUGCCGAGGUCACCCAGCUUAUAGAUAUCCUGCAACCCCAUUACAGACGCUGUCGUUCUAUCAAAUUUCUUGCGACGUGUCCUGAACGUGCUGCAGAGAUGGAGAUGGUCAAAAUUCUUACGUCGAUGUCCAACAGCGAUUACCCGAUGCUGAAGCGUUUUCUCGUGCAGUUACCUGAAAUGGGUGACGAGUUAAGACCACAGUCAUUUAGAUAUGAAGCUCCAAACCUGACCAGUGUAUUCCUACGCGGUUUAGGUCUGAGCUACUGCCGCCCUCCUUUCAAUGCUGUCACCGAGCUCCACCUAGCAGUGGAGAAUAACACAAUCGAAGGCUGCGACUUUUUCGACAUGUUACGGGGCUGCGCCAAAACAUUGAUCACGUUAUGUAUCUAUGAUGAUCUGGUUCUUACAUGGCCUACCAUAAAUCACUCUAUUGCUAUGCCUUUCCUUCGGCAGCUGCGCAUUUUUGGGACUAUGCAUAAAGUUUCUGAGCUGCUACUCUUGAUAUCCGCACCAAACCUCGAAGAGCUCACCAUUGCUCCCAUUAUCUCAGACGACCUCUCCAUACUUUCCUCAGAAACCACCUACAACAAUCCCAAAUUUCCCGCAUUAAAGUCACUCACCCUCGCGCCCGCUUAUAAUCAUUCUACGGGAUUAACUCUAACGCUUGCAUCAGCGUGCUUCCCCGGCAUCGGGUUGCUCAUUCUUCCAAACGACCAUCAGUUUUUGAGGGAGGAAUUCUCAAUGGAGAAUGCUAAGCCUCGUUGGCCACAGCUUCAUAGUCUCGCUGUGCGUGACAUUGGUCAUGACAGGUAUGAGGAAAGCACGUUAUAUACCUUCGUCGAGGAUCGCCAACGUUUAGAACAUUUGUACUUGAUUGCCAUCAUCUUCAACUUGCGACUGUGCCAAACAAUGUGUGUGGGCCAUGCCGCAACUUCGCAGAAUCGCAAGGUCAGGCAACGCAACAAUCUUCGUCAACCAUUACUGAACAUCUACCUCCAGGGCUCAUCCAUCGGAAUGGCUACCUUCCUGGAUGACUCGGAAAUCACUAGAAACCUCUCAGACCUAGAGGUUUCUUCCGCGGAUGGCAAAGCCGCUCUUGCCAACGAGUUGCCACCCGAACUCCUGGUGUACAUUUUCGAAAUUGCACAGAACAUGCUGCCUCCAUCAGAACAUCUAUUUCGGCACUUUCCUCUCAUACUUGGGGGCGUCUCGCACUACUGGCGCGAAGUCGCGUUUGGAGCGCCCAUGCUGUGGUCGAACGUGGAUAUCUCGCAUCCUCGGAAUCUUGCUGUUUUACGAACCUACCUCAACAGGUCCAAGGACUACCCUAUUGAUUUGCAUUUGACCUAUGAUAUCACCAGGCUCGCACAUGAUGGGAGGGCAGAUCCUCGCGAUGUCGAUCAGCUCAUCGUUAUCCUGCAACCCCAUUAUUUUCAUUGUCGUUCCAUCAGACUCAGCUCUGGGACAUAUUACCAAGCUACUCCAGAAAUGUUUAGUCUUCUUAAGUCGAUGCGCGACGGUCAUUACCCCAUGCUACAGAGUUUUUUCGUCGAGGGUGAUGACAAGUAUGACACGACUCAGAUACAAUCAUGCACGAUUUUCAACGACGCCGCUCCGAACCUUACCAACGUGCGCUUAGCAGGGUUUGGUUUCAGCUACUGCCGACCUCCUCUCAAGGCUGUCACUGAGCUUCAUCUAGCAGUGGAACUUGAAGAUAGUAUCAUCCCCUUCACCGACUUCUCCAAAAUGUUACGAUCCUGUGAAUCGUUGAUAACAUUGUGCAUCUACGAUGAUUUGGUUCACAUAUGGCCAUCUGAUUUGGAAGAACUCACCAUUGCUCCCAUCGCCAAGGGCGACCUCACCAUUCUUCGAGAGAAUAACUCCGAUGGAGCCGCCCCUUCGAGACCUCGUUGGCCCGAGCUACACACCCUUGCAGAUCAGUUAGCGGUGGUAGAAGCGGAUCCUUGGCAGAUACAACGCGGGGAUGCUUUCUAUAGUGAUGAACAAGAUCGGUUUCUAGGAUCAGUUGCGAUUGAACAAUUGCUCAAGCUUCGAUCAUCGAUCGAAAUGGCUGAUCCCACACCAACAGACAAUUCUGGAGCCCCAGACUUUCCAGAUAGUCAGAAGGCGACUCUUGCCGACGAAUUACCACCCGAGAUUCUCGUUUACAUUUUCGAAAUGGCGCGAAACACAUUCCUUCCAGAAGAAGAACACUUACUCCGGCGCUUUCCUCUCGUUCUUGGGAUGGUAUCGCAGUAUUGGCGCCAAGUUGCCUAUGGGGCACCUAUGCUAUGGUCGAAUGUGUAUGUCUCGCAUGAGCGAGAUUUGGACGGUUUACAGGUCUACCUUGGCAGAUCCAGGGACCUUCCUAUUGAUCUGCACGUCGCCUAUGAUGACACCUCUGCCCCCGGCGGCGAGAGAGACGUUAGCAUGCUCAUAAGUACCCUGCGGCUCCAUUACCCACGUUGCCGCUCUAUCAGACUCAAAGCUCCUCACAAAGUCACUCCGGAAAUUAUGAGCAUCCUUGGCUCGAUGUGCGAAGGCCGUUAUCCAACACUACAGCGUUUUCAUGUCGAGGGCACAGACACCGGUGAACUUAUCUCAGAGCCGCGCGCAAUUGUAGCUGAUGCCCCGAACCUCACCAGCAUACGCUUAAGAGGUCUGGGCCUGACCUAUUGCCGCCCUCCUCUUACUGCAGCCACCGAGCUUCAUCUGGCAAUCUCAAUUAAUACAAUUCCCUACACCUACUUCUAUGCAAUGCUGGGCUCUUGUCAAUCCUUGAUCACAUUGUGUGUCUACGACGAUUUGGUUUUUGGAUGGCCUAUCAACCUCCGGACCGCUCAUGACAUGCCUUCUCUUCGUUACCUACGCAUCUUUGGAAAUAUGCUAGGUGUUUCUCAACUCCUCCUCUCUAUAUCUGCUCCGUGCCUGAAGGAACUCACCAUCGCUCCAGUUCUCAUGGGUGAUCUUGAGUUACUUCUUGUGGGAGCUUCUCGCAACGCCCCCCGAUUUCCGGCAUUAAAAUCUCUCACCCUCGCACCCGCCCACGCUGACGCUAUGGAAUCGACUCUAAGGCUCGCUAACACAUGUUUUCCUGGGAUCAAGUUGCUCGUUCUCCCCAAUUACUACAAGGGAUCUUUCAUAGAGUCUUUCAAGACAGAGGGGCAUGAUACCUCUGAGCAACUUUGGCCUGAGCUCGAUGGUCUCGCUGUGCGUGACAUCGAUGAGGGGCAGGAUCAAGGCGUGUUGUAUGAGUUUAUAAAGUUUCGUCAACUUCUGGGGGUGCCGUUGGGCACGUUAUACCUGGAUUCCUCGUCGAUGCCGAGGAUGACACGAAUGGACUGGCUUAAGGACCGUUUAUCGGUGGUGGAGGCGGAUCCUUGGAAGAUACAGUGUCAGAAUGCUUUCUAUUCAAACGAAGAAGACCGCUUCCUCGGAGCGGAGGAGUGA
Laccaria bicolor S238N-H82 is the source of this 4548-nucleotide messenger RNA. RefSeq lists its product as uncharacterized. The record is from RefSeq and is a predicted model, not a curated record. NCBI's taxonomy places the organism in Eukaryota, Fungi, Basidiomycota, Agaricomycetes, Agaricales, Hydnangiaceae. The transcript has 11 exons. Bases 1 to 4548 code for a protein of 1515 amino acids.